Sclerotinia trifoliorum is the source of this 1732-nucleotide messenger RNA. The record is from the annotation of a GenBank genome assembly. Lineage: Eukaryota; Fungi; Ascomycota; Leotiomycetes; Helotiales; Sclerotiniaceae.
UUUCUAAAUAAUAAACUCUCGUCUUGUCUCGUCUCGUCUCGUCUCGUCUCGUUGUUUCGUCUCGUCUCCUUUAGUCCUUUACCUAUCUUUUGGAAAUAUCAAAAAUACUUUUGUUAUCAUCCACGGUUCUACUAACUACCAGCCAAAUACCAUCAAUCAAGUAGACCUUUUCAAAGUUUUGACCCGAGUUUUGCCAUUGAUUCUCGGAUAUUUUAUAAUGGCUUCCCACGCUCUUGAAUCGCGCUUUGAGCGGAUGUCUGUGAAUGAUGAAAAUGAUCCGGGGGAAGGAAAGAAAUAUAAGGCCAAGGUAGAUUUAAUCAAUUUAUAAAAUGCGCCGUCGCUAAUUGACACCAAGCAGAUCACAUCUACUACAUCUUCAAAUACACAGUUAUCACAAAAUGCCAAUCGAGCAAACCUUCUCAAGAUCGCCUUACAAAAUAAGAACACAGCAAAUACAAUCACGACUGUCACAAAUGGUAGCAAUUCAUCCCAUGAAUCUGCUUCUCCUUCAAGAAAGCCAGCUACAUCCUCUCGAGAAUCGGAGCAAAUGGCAAAAGCCGAGCGCAAAUCAAACCCCAUUUACCAGGAACCAGCUCCGGUAAAACAAUUUCACCUUGGAAUGUUUGAAAUUGGUCGACCUCUCGGCAAGGGAAAAUUUGGUCGUGUGUAUCUGGCAAGGGAACGAAGUACUGGAUUCGUUUGUGCCUUGAAAGUCCUACACAAAAAUGAGAUACAAAAGGGCAAGGUAGAAAAGCAGGUCCGGCGGGAAAUUGAAAUCCAAAGUAAUUUACGACACCCAAAUAUCCUCCAACUAUAUGGCCACUUCCAUGACAGCAAACGAGUCUUCCUGAUCCUAGAAUUUGCUGGCAAGGGAGAACUCUACAAGCAUCUUCGGAGGGAGACAAAGUUUCCAGAAUGGAAAGCAGCGCAAUACAUUGCGCAAAUGUCUGCGGCAUUGAAGUACCUCCACAAGAAGCAUGUCAUGCAUAGGGAUAUAAAACCAGAAAAUAUACUUGUUGGUAUUCAUGGCGAGCUUAAAAUUGCAGACUUCGGUUGGAGUGUCCAUGCGCCUAACAGCAGAAGAGCUACCAUGUGUGGAACUUUAGAUUAUCUUCCACCUGAGAUGUUGCAAGGUAAUAGCAACUACUACAAUGAGAAGGUUGAUUUGUGGAGUUUGGGAGUUCUGAUGUAUGAGUUUCUGGUUGGCGAAGCUCCUUUUGAGGACACCCCAGUCAUGACACAGAGAAGGAUAACAAGAUGUGAGAUGACGAUUCCAAGCUUCGUGUCCUCAGAAGCAAAGGAUCUGAUUAAAAGGGUAUGGUCAAUUUCUUGUUACCAUUGAUUACACUAACUUCUAACGUAGUUGCUGGUACUUGAUCCGGAAAAACGGAUUCCUCUCGAACAGGUGCAGAAGCACCCCUGGAUCAUCAAGCAUUGCGUGAAGGGGGAGCGGGCUAGUAUGCGGGAUUCAAAAUCCACUGGCAGCAAGUCUUCACUGGACUCCAGUGACGAAUGAAUGACGAAUCGUGUUUUGAGCAUUGGCGUUUGUGGAGUAUAUUGUCUGGUUGAGGUAAUUCUCGAGGAGAUUGAGUUGAAUAAGGUUUUGGAGUUUGCAUCUAAUGUUUCCUAUACGCCGGCGCCCAUCUUGAUAUACAUCUCUAUACCCAAGUACUUAGGUACUGAAUACGAUUAUUUAACAACCCAAAGCUACCAUAUAUUACAUGGGCAUAUC